CGGCGAGCGUUCCGGGUGCGUCAGUUCCGGCUGGCGCGCGAUGCUGUCGGUUGCAGGCAGCUCCGGUCCCGGCGGGGCGGGCGGCUCCGGGCCGGGCCUGGGCAGCGACGGCGAUUUCCUGUCGCGAUACCGGCUGGUGUCGGCCAAGCUGCGGCGGCGCUUCCUGCGCAAGCCGAACGUGGCGGAGGCGGCCGAGCAGUUCGCGGCGCUGGCGAGGGAACUGCGCGCCCAGGAGAGCCUGCCCUACGCGGCCUGGUGCCAGCUGGCCGUUGCGCGGUGCGCGCAGAGCCUGUUCCACGGCCCCGCCGAGGCGGCCGCCCUGGCCGAGGCCGCACGGCUCUUUCUGCGGCAGGAGCGCGACCUGCGGCAGCGCCUGGGGCUGCGCGGCGGCUUCGGCGAGCAUGUCGCGGCGGCGCAGAGCUGCGGCGCGUUCGCCGCCCGCCUGCACUUGGAGCGGGGACAGCCGGCGCUGGCGGCCGGGCUGUGCCUGGAGCUGGCCGCGGCGCUGCGCGACACGGGACGGCCCGCGAGCGCCGCCGCCCCUCUGCAGCGGGCAGCCGACCUGCUGGCGGUGGCGCGGCUGCCUUUGGAGGCUCUGCGGUGCUUGGCCGACCGCGCCUCCUGCCUGCUGCUGGGUCGCGACUACGCCGGUGCGCUGGCGGCGCUGACUCGGGCGCAGGCGCUGGCAGCGGCCGGGCUGGGUGGUGGUGUCGGCGGCGGGGGAGCCCCCGGUGGUGCCUUCAUGGACGUGCUGGCGCGUUGCGAGGUGUCGCGGGUGCUGCUGUUGCUGCUGCUGCAGCCGCCGCCCGCCAAGCUGCUGCCCGAGCACGCCCGGACGCUGGAGCAGUACUGCUGGGAGGCUCCCGAGAGCGGUGCGGGGCCCGGGACUGGUGGCGGCGCCGGGGCGGGCGGAGGGCUGCCGCCUGCAGCGAGCUACUUACCGUCCGAGCUCUUCCUGCUGCUGCAGUCGGCCGUGCUGGCGUGCCAGGAGAAGGACGCAGAGGCGCUGAAGGCCCUGCAGGCCGAGCUGUGGCCGCUGCUUAGCGCGGAGCAGAACCACCUCCUCCACCUGGUGUUGCAGGAGAUGCUGAGCCCUGCCGGACAGGGGCUCUGAGCACCACCGUGGGCAUGGAUGGGCCUUUUGCAGAGCCACAGGGUCGGGCUUGGACUUACCUUUGAAGCCACAGUCUGUGUCAGUUUAUCCUCUAUUUUGUUAUUUAUUUUUAAUACGAAUUCUAUAACAGAAACAAGUAAUAAUCGAUGAGCAAAUGUGUUCAUCUUAUGUUGUGUCAUAGUAAACCACUCAUUGUGCA
Molecule: messenger RNA, 1313 nt
Organism: Pezoporus occidentalis (night parrot)
Lineage: Eukaryota; Metazoa; Chordata; Aves; Psittaciformes; Psittacidae
Gene: F8A1
Product: coagulation factor VIII associated 1
Exons: 1
Coding region: 41-1114 (357 amino acids)
Biological process (GO): vesicle cytoskeletal trafficking
Cellular component (GO): early endosome
Molecular function (GO): protein binding
Source: RefSeq, a predicted model, not a curated record